UUGCCUUGCAAGAAAGAGUGAAGACUGAAAAGUGAAUUCCUCUCUCUCUCUCUCUCAACCUUCCUUUCUCCCAAUCUUGCAAACCCGUUGAAGAACAAAGAAGAGAGAAGGAACAUGGAUCCGAAGCUCACUGAGGUGGCUCAGUUGUUCGAGCGAUUCAAGGCUGCUUUUGUGAGAAACGAUCUCGAUACAUGCUCACAUCUCCUGUCCCAGCUCAAGGUCUUGUUGACAGGAUUUAAGAGCCUCCCACCAUUGUUUGAAGAUUCACUGAACGCCAUUCACGAGUUGACUUUAGCAAGAGAUAUAUAUGAACAUGCUGUAGUUCUUAGUGUGAAGACAGAAGACCAAGAUGCUUUUGAGAGGGACUUCUUUCAGCUUAAGCCUUACUAUACAGAUACUGGUGGCCACCUCCAGCCAUCGCCUCAGGAGUAUCCAAUCUUGGGCCUUAACCUUCUUAGGCUCCUUGUGCAGAAUAGAAUAGCAGAAUUUCAUACAGAACUAGAACUGCUUUCACCUGUUGCUCUGGAAAAUCCUUGUAUUAAACAUGCUGUGGAAUUGGAACAAUCCUUCAUGGAAGGGGCUUACAACCGUGUAUUGAGUGCCAGGCAGACUGUUCCACAUGAGACUUAUGUUUAUUUCAUGGAUCUCCUUGCGAAGACAGUCAGAGAUGAAAUAGCUGGGUGUAGUGAGAAGGCGUAUGAUUAUCUCUCAAUUAGUGAUGCCAAGCAAAUGUUGAUGUUCUCAUCUGAGCACGAGUUACUUGAAUAUAUCAAAGAGGAGCAUCCUGAGUGGGAGAUAAAGAAUGGGUUUGUGUUUUUCCAGAAGGCAAAGGAUUCUGCCCCUUGCAAGGAAAUACCAUCGCUGCAGCUUAUCAAUCAAACACUCAGUUAUGCCAGAGAACUGGAGCGGAUAGUAUGAAAGUUAUUGAGUCCAUGGUAUACUAUGCUCCCUUCAGAGAACAACCUAUAUCAAUAUUUGAGCCCCUGUCACCGAUGGAAGUUUAUCACAUUUUUCAUGCUUUGCUUUUAUUCAAUUGUAUUUGGAGUUUCUUGACUAUAAAGCUUAAGAUGAUCAAAAGAGGGAAAACUGUUGGAUUGGCAGUUGCAUUCUAAUUGGUUUCUUCAACUUGAAUUCCUAGUCUUUCUAGCUCUCUGUUUUCUCUCAAUACAACUGGUAUCCUCUCUUUU
Molecule: messenger RNA, 1187 nt
Organism: Telopea speciosissima
Lineage: Eukaryota; Viridiplantae; Streptophyta; Magnoliopsida; Proteales; Proteaceae
Product: 26S proteasome non-ATPase regulatory subunit 8 homolog A-like
Exons: 6
Coding region: 115-918 (267 amino acids)
Biological process (GO): proteasome-mediated ubiquitin-dependent protein catabolic process
Cellular component (GO): cytosol; proteasome regulatory particle, lid subcomplex; nucleus
Source: RefSeq, a predicted model, not a curated record